AUGAUACUCUUUAUUUUAAUUAACUUCUCAUUAUGUUCGAUUGCAAUUUCCGCAGAAGGUAAAGAGACAUCUUCUGAAAAGAUAAAACUCGAUCCUAAACGACCACAACAACGGCAAUCACUUGGCACAAAUCUUAUCGAUCCAUACUAUGCAUUUAACCCUGAUUACAUGGGUGGAAAUAUGCCCAGUAUCGAUAUCUUUCCAAAUCCGACGAACGUGAAUCGACCAGGGUCAUGUACAUGUUCCUGUGGUGAUAUAUCCUUUGGGCCGCCUGUAGCCUGCGUAGGCCCACAAACAUGUGUUGCUUAUUGCUUACAAAUGUAUCCUGGACAAUGCACGUUGGUGAAUACAUACGGAUGUUGCGGUUCAUCAUGUCAGUAUUUUCAAAGUCAAUCGCUCGAGAAUCGCUAUUGUUCAUGUAAUUGUGGCGGCCAACAGUAUUUCAAUCCAGUAGAUACAUGUACAUCAUCUCAGGCAUGUUUAACACGAUGUUUAUCGAGUUUUCCUCAAUUUUGUAUUCCUGCUAUAACACAAGCAUGUUGUGGACAAGAUUGUAAAUCUUAUUCACAAACAGUUUCAAAUGCUUGUGCGUGCCGUUGUCAAGGAAAUACUUAUUAUCCAUCGCCAUCUUGUAUGAAUGCUGAAGGAUGUGUUAGCACCUGCAUGACGACGUAUGGCCAAUGUACGGCCGGUGAAACUCAAGGAUGUUGUGGUGCGUCAUGUUCCACAUAUGUUCCAACAUGUUCAUGCAGCUGUGGUCCUGAAUUUUCGACAACAACAUCUGUACCUUGUCAAGGCAGUCGAUCAUGUGUUGAAACCUGCUUAAAUUCGUACAGUGCUUGUACACAAGAUAAUACUCAAGCAUGCUGUGGAAAUGAUUGCAUCAAUGCAUUUCCGUCAUGCACAUGUAUGUGCGGUUCGAAUCAGUUUACCACAUUAGCUAUGUCAUGUGGUUCGGCUCAACAAUGUGUUCAAGCAUGUUUACGAUCUGUUGCUCAGUGUAAUGUAGCCAAUACGCGUGGCUGCUGUGGAGGUGAUUGCUCAGGUUUUAUUCCAACAUGUCGAUGCCAAUGCGGUGGAAGUAUUUUCUAUUCAGCAUCAAACUGUGCUAAUGCUGAACAGUGUACAAACACAUGCAUCAGUCACGAUUCGCAAUUCAAUAAAUCAAGAACGUCAAUGAAAACAAUGUACACAAAGCUCGCACAUCGAACUGAGCCUGUAUCGUGUUCUACUCAUUCAGUUGGUUCAGUGAAGAAUCACAAUGCGAAUAGAGAUAUAUCAGUCAAUGUUGUUGAACUUACUCCGACUUCAGACGUGAACACAUUCCCAUCGAGAUUCUUUUAUCCAACGUUCACGAUAACCAUUGUUAUUCUUGACUUAUUUAUGCUUCUGUUUGUCUAUAUUGUUCAACAAGGAACGACAAUAACAUCUGAAACAUGGAUUAAAAUGGGUGCGAAAUAUGUUCCAUGUAUGAGACCGAUUUAUUCGAUUAUGGAAGAAGAAACUUAUCAAGCUCAAUUGAAAAAACAAUGUCAAUCCUUUCUUUUUCCUUACCAGCUCUUUCGUUUCAUCACCCCAAUGUUCUUACAUGGAGGCAUCACCCAUCUGAUCAGUAAUCUUGUCUACCAAGCCUUAGCUGAAUUUCUCCUAGAAGGCAGAUAUUCGAUUAAAAAAUUAAGCUUCUGCUAUCUUCUAUUUGGUUUUAGUGGAAAUAUGAUGAGUGCCAUAUGCAAUCCAAAGACAAUAUCGUUUGGUGCAUCCGGUGCCGUUUAUGGUCUUGUCAUUUUCUGUAUAAUUGAUCAUAUCUUUCGAAUCUUUACUAUCGAUGAUAGUCAUGAGAAGAAGCGACAAUUUCUAAUGACGCUUCUGGUUAUUCCGUACUUUAUCAUGAGUAUCUUUUUUGAUGUUGAUUGUUCGGAUCGUACCGAUCAUGCAGCACACAUUGGUGGUUCGAUAGUUGGAGCUCUAUUGGCGAUAAGUUUGUGUAAAACACCCGAAUUCAUUGCGAAUCAAAAUCGCAUAAGUUGGUCAAACGUUGAACAAUCGACCGCUAUCGUGAAUACGAAGACAUUUAUUUUGUUGAUUACAAGUGAUAUAAUGGCGAAAGCCUUGUUCGUCGCUUAUUUAGUGACUUUAUCGAUCAGUUCGAUAGCUGGUUAUUCAACAGAUUGCGCUAUCGGACCGGAAUAUUGGUGUCAAUCGUUCAAAAAUGCAGACGAUUGUGUGGCAAUACAACAUUGUACGGAUACAGUUUGGCGUUCGAAUAAUGAGCUAGCGCUAGCUGACUCGUCAUCAGAUUGUAAAUGGUGCCGACGAAUUCUUGCAACUGCUCACAGUAGAAUCGGAAACUUAGUGGAAGAUGAAGACUCAAUCAUGUCUUCAUUAGCUAGUGGAUGUCAAUUAUUUUCAUCAACCGAGACAGCGAAUAAAUGUACGAACAUGUUCAAUCAGUAUAAGUCAUCUUUCAGUUCCUUAAUCAAGCAUAAGCGAUACGCAACAUUAUGUCGCUUGAUGAGUGUUUGUACAAAUAAGUUGACCACUGAAAAAUCGCCGGUAGUUCUCGGACAACAUCAAUGUACAUGGGGUCCAUCGUAUUGGUGUUCGUCGUUAAGCAAUUCACGCGAAUGUAAUUCUGUUAAUCAUUGUUCAAAUCAGAUCUGGUCACAGCAAGCAAUUCAGAAGAAAGCAAAUGACUAUAUCUGCCAAUAUUGUGAAUACAUCAUUGGAAAAUUGCGUACAUUUAUUCUCAAUAAGACAACUGAGAUCAACGUGGAAAAAUGGCUAUCUGAUGCUUGUUCAACUCUCCAGAACAAAGAGUGGAUAAAUAAAUGUGUGGGAACAAUGAGCCAAUAUGCGAAGGAAAUUGUUGUGUUAAUCGAAAAUAAUGUUGAUCCGGGUAUAAUCUGUCAUUUGGGUGAAAUGUGCAAAGAUGCUACGAUUGUCGUACGCAAUCAAAUUGCCGAGCCUCAAUCGGAAGAAAAAGACAUUUCAUCAGUUGACGAACAAAGUCACAUGUUAUGCAAUAUUCUUGUUCGCGCGACAUACGAACUUCAUGUCAAUCAAAAGAAAGGUACAGAGGAAAUAAAAGUAUUUCUGAAAACUGAUUGCCAACAUCUCUUGACAAUGGAACUUAUUGAAAAGUGUCAAAAUUUGGUUGAUCAACAUGGAAAGGAUAUCUACGAUCAAGUUGCCAAGAACAAAGAUUUAUCAGAUAUCUGUCAUUAUUCUCCUUCUUCAGUCGACUCCACUGCCGUUCAAUCUGUCUCUCAAACACGUUGUGAUCUCUGUACAUUUGUCUUAACAGCAGCAGGAAGCAUGAUGGAUGCUAAGCGUUCCGAUGACGAAGUUCUUGCGUAUAUCAACAAGCAUUUCUGCUCACAGAUGACCAAUGAAGCUAAGGAACAAUGCGAAUUAACGGUUGAAUCAUACGAAGAAGAAUUAAUCGAAGGUAUUCAACAGAGAAAACAACCAAUUCUUCUUUGCACUUAUUUCGAAACAUGUCUUGAUAAAUUCGGUGAAGAAAAAAGUCCAGUUCAAAAGGAUGAAAUGCGUUCGUUUCUCCGAGAUAGUCUCUGCAAUCAUCUCGGACCUUUUGAAGAAUCUUGCCAUGCAUUAAUGGAGCAAGAUACGAAUCGCUUGCUAAAAACACUCGUGAAUGAUGUGGAUGGCGAUGUUCUGUGUCAAAUUUUUGGAAUGUGUCCAACACAAAUGUCAUUUCUUGAUAACCUGGCAGCCAAAGAUGAUACGGAUAAAUGCAAACGUUGUACUGAUGAUUUUACUCGAAGAAAACAUAUUGCCGAAAAGCUUCUGAACCAUUCAACGGAAUUUCUUCAUCACUUUUGCAGCCAGUUACCGCAAAAAGAUGAAUGUACGAAAGCAGUGGAUGAAUCUAUCAAUAAAGUCGUUGAAUUCAUUCGAGGAUUAGAUCCACGUGAAAUAUGUGUGGAAUUAAAAGAAUGCGACCAAGCAUCGCUAAAAACAAUCCAACAAUUGCAAAUAUCAACAUCGGACAAUAUACUAAGCCAGCAAGUGAUCAAAUAUAUCAAAACUGAUGUUUGUCGCAAACUUGGAUCAUUAUCAGCCUUGUGUGACAGCCUUCUGGACUCGGAAGGCGCAAAUUUGUUUGCUGCGAUUUCGAAAAAGGUUUGUCCGCAUAAAGUAUGCUCCAUAUUCGAUGUCUGUCCAAAAACUACUGCAUUCGAUAAUUGUAAUGAUAAAUCAUCGUUUUUGAAUACUAUGGUUGCGACUACAAAUGCUUUGUGUAAACGUAUGACCCAUUCUACUGACUGUCUUCGAGUUGCAAGUUAUUUUGAAUCGGACGUCAAAGCGUUGACCACUCGUUAUGACGCCAAACAAAUUUGUCAAUCGUUAACUCAUUGUGCUACAGACACUUCGAAAGAAUGUGAUACUAGUAGCGAUAAAUGUACAUGUUGUCAAAAUCAAUUCAACAAUCGCCAAGAGAACUUUCAAACCGUAGUUGAUAAAAUCAUGGAAAAUCAUCGUAGUCUAUGCACGGAUGAUAACUGUCGUACACUUGUUCGAUCAAAUCAACAAGAGAUACUGUAUCAUAUAGCAGCAAUCAAUACUUUAACAUAUUGUCAGCGUUCUGGCGUGUGUAGAUCAUCAUCAGGACAACGAUCAAUCCCAUUUAUUACUGAUCUAUUGGCAAACAUGGAAUCAACUGUUCCAGCAAUAAACAAUCCUUGCACUAGUUUUGGAAGUUCAAAAACCAUGUGUGAACAUUUAUUGGUGUCGAAACAAAGCGCUCGAUAUAUGAAAGUUUAUAUAGCUUUGCUAACCGGUGAUGCCAAUCAUAUUGGUGAAGAUUUUAAAAAUCAGCAAACAAGUACAUGCGACGCAUGUAAAAAUGCUGUUCAAUCCUCGAAAGACUUUUGGACUAAUGCAUUAGGAUCGUUGCGUGAUACUCUGUUACAAGCAUGUGAUCGCUGCCCAUCGAAAGAUCAAUGCCAAAAAUAUAUCAAUCAGCGAUAUGACAUACUUAAAUCUUAUGUCGACAAGAUUGAUCCUGAACAAUUUUGUCAAUCGAUUCGUCUUUGUUCAGCGGUAACAGCAACAAACGUGUGUUCAACAUGUAUCAAUCGUUUACAACUGCGCAAAGAUGCUGCUUCACAAGCAGUUGAUCGAUUAGCAGGAUAUUUCAAUGAUCAAUGUCAACGCUUUGCGCAGAAACAAUGUCAAAUAUAUGUUAAAGAAGUUCAUGACUCUAUUCAGAAGUCAAUCGAGGAGUUUGAUCCAAAAGCAACAUGUACUGUAAUUGGUUUUUGUGAAUCGAUGGGUAAUGAGCUUGAAAUGAACUUCGUUGAGCGUGAGCUAUCUUUACAAGCCGAUAUUGAACAAAAUAUUUGUUCGAAACUUGGUCCAUUCGAAACAUUGUGCAAGAGUGUUAUUCAAGGUGAUUCGAAACAAAUUCAAGCAUUGAAAUUAGAUUAUGAUAUUAAAGAAGUAAUGCGCAUUGGUGAUGAUCUUCAUGAUCUACUCGAAACAGACGAUUUUGAUGAAUCGAGUGACGAUAAAUGUCAAUGCUGCAUUCGUCGAAUUAUGCGCCGAAAACGUGCUGUUCGAUUUAUUGGCGAUGCAGUGUUUUUCUCUUUGAUUCGUUCAUGCCACCGUUGUCCUGCUAAACAUCUAUGUCGACGAUAUUGGCUUGUUGCCAAGGCUCGAUUCGACUGUCGUAUCAGUCGAAUUGAUCCCAAACGUGUCUGCACACAUUUUGGCCUCUGCAAUACUACAUCUGUUUAUGGUCAUAAAGGAGAAAAUGCACCAGAGAAAUGCGAUGACACUGCCCCAGUAGAAACUCCACAAAUCGAUCUUUCCAACUCAACAUGCAUUCUUUGUGAAUAUGCAAUGAAUAUUCUUUCGAAUUAUAUCAAUCGUCAAUCAACUGAAGAAGAAAUUGAACAAAGUUUACAAAAAAUUUGUAGUCAAAUGCCGUCCACACUGCAAAAUCCAUGCCUCGAAUAUAUCGAUAACUAUGGACCAUCAAUAAUUGCGACACUUAUGCGUAGAUUCGAUCUUUCAACUCUUUGUCGUCGACUUAAUCUAUGUACAAGUCAAAUGCAAUUCGAUCUUACAGAUAUUACCAAAGCUGACACAACAACCUGUGGUGUGUGUAAUUAUCUCUCAACAUAUCUUCAUUCAGCUUUAAAACGUGACUCAAAUGAACAAGCACUUCAACAAGCUUUAGGAAGUGUUUGUUCGUAUGUAUCCGAUGAACUUAAGACAAGAUGUCAAACAAUUCUACAAUUAUAUUCUCCAUACAUUCACCGAUUAGAAUUAAGUCCCAAAAAUAGCUUCUGUAAACAAUUAACAAUCUGUGAAAUGCCUAUGCUGGAUUUAGAGCCGGCCAUUCGAGUGAACGAAGCUAAUGAAAUUAGCACAUCAGCAAAAACACCUACAACUAAGGAACAUCCUCAUUUAAAUCCUCAAUGCUCAUUGUGUCAAUAUAUUAUCUCAUAUUUGGAUGCAAUCAUGAAGAAUAAUAAGUCCGAACAAGCUUUCGAAGAUGCACUAAAAAAAGUUUGUAAAAUUUUACCAAGUAAAGAAGCUAGCCAGUGUGAAGAGUUUGUUAAAACUUAUGGCCCAACUCUCGCACAGUUGAUUGCGGAGAUGGCUGAUCCAAAAGUAGUUUGUCAGUAUCUUAAUAUGUGUCCAGAAUCGUCGGUGCGGGAGAGUCCAACGUUGCCCACUGAAAUCGCACAUGACUUAACACCAUAUACAUGUACCAUCUGUCAAUUUAUUGUUAGUCGCAUAAAGCGUUUUAUUGCAACUGAUCAAGACACCAACCAAGCUAUCACGGCAACGAAAGAAUCCUGUGAUCUAUUCAAUGCUGAGAACUUAAAAACACAAUGUAAAGCUUUUGUUGACCAGCAUGGUUCCUACUUCCUUCAUAUCGUAUCGAAUGAUAUUUUACCAAGAUCAGCAUGUCUAUCUAUGAAAGUUUGUCCGAUAACUUAUCCAAUUACAUCAACAUCAGUGGCACCAAUUUCUACUUCGACUACACAAAAUAAAUGUGCUUUCAGCCAGAAAAUGUGGUGCCUCACGCGUGCAAUUGCCAAAUCAUGCGAUGCUGAAGAAUAUUGUGAACGUGAAGUCUGGACAAAAGGACAAUUAUUUAUUGAAAACUAA
Molecule: messenger RNA, 7146 nt
Organism: Adineta ricciae
Lineage: Eukaryota; Metazoa; Rotifera; Eurotatoria; Adinetida; Adinetidae
Source: the annotation of a GenBank genome assembly